ACAACAUCUACAACAUUAACAACUGCAGUCUCAAUACUGGAUCAACAUUGGACUACCUAUUUGCUUCAUCGUGUUUUAAAGGCAAGAAGAGAUCAAAAACAGACGCUCCUCAGUUGUCUUCAAAACGAACGAAUUUCAAGCCUCCUGUCGACAUUGACAAGAAGUUUACCAUCGACAGCAACAACAUAAACAGCAUGACCAACAACAAUAUUAGCAACAACACUAACGUCAACGAUAGCAUCAAUAAUAAUGCUGUCACUACCAACAACAACCAUUUCAAUAGUAACUCAAUUAAUAAUCUUCAAACUCACUCUAGCGCAUUCAACAACAACAACAACGGCUGCAACAACCUUUAUAACAGCAACACUAACAACAUCAACAACUCCAGCAAUAUCAAAACUAACAACACUCCUAAUAGAACUAUCCUCUCAUUAAAUGUCAACAAUUUACCUCUAAUCUGUUUCAACAAAAACAUUGCCAAGCAGAGCAACAACAACAUGUUGACGAGCAACAACAUCAAAAACAACAGCAACAUUAUUAAUGAUAUUGCAAAUGUCAGCAGUAAUAUAGGUAAUAAUAAUAGUAGUAGUAAUAAUGGUAGUAUUAAUAACAUUAUUAACCAAAACGCAAAUAACUGCAAUACUCUCUGUUUUCCACCGUCUUUAGCACCAAUUGGUUAUAUUUCAACAUCAUCACCAGUUGUCACUCCUAUAUCUUUCCUCUUUCCACACCAACGUCAACUCUCAAUGUUUAAACGUGCUAAUCGACGACUUAGUUACAUGGAUCACGUUUGCAACAGUAUCUUCAACAGCAUCAACCGUUACAACAACAUUAAAAAAAUCAACAUUGUCGCCGACAACAUCAGCGGCAAUACCGGUAGCAACAACAACAAUGCUAGAAACGUUAACAAUAUCAAUCACAGAAACUUUAGCAGCAAUAACAACAACAUCAACAAUAUUGGUCUCAACAGUAACAACAACUUCAUUGAUAGUCUCUGCAAUAUCAAUAGCAUUAAUAAAAUCUGUAGCAACGUUAAUGACGACAACAAUGGUACCGACGUCAAUCAGUCGGUUGAUCCCAACAGUUUUGAAUAUUUAUUGAAACAAGAUUUCAUAUUCCCUGUCAAAGUGAUUCCAAAUGAGGUGAUUGCUACUACAUGUUGCAUAUGUUGCGAUAGCCUGCAAAAUGAGUCAUCCUAUGCAAAUGAGACGCAAAAACAUCAUGAACAGCAACAAUCCUGGUCUGUUGUCUUCUUGGACAAAUGUCGCCACCAUUUUCACUUGCUUUGCUUGAAGGCAAUGUACGAAGCUGGAACUAAGCAUGGGAGCCUGCAGUGCCCACACUGCAAGCACAUAUACGGUGUCAAGGUCGGCAACUGUCCCGCCGGUCGGAUGGUGUGCGUCACCAUUCCUCAAUCUCUCCCCGGCUAUGAACAGUAUGAUACUUUGUACAUCACCUACAACAUCUUGUCUGGCGUUCAGGAACCAGGGCAUCCAAAUCCUGGCAAAAAAUACUCAGCUCGAGGUUUUCCAAGAUGUGGUUACUUGCCAAACAACAAAAAAGGACAAAAGGUGUUGCGACUGUUAGUAAAGGCCUGGAAUCGUCGACUAACCUUCACGAUUGGAACAUCUGUCACCACAGGAGAAUCGAACACGGUCGUCUGGAAUGAAAUCCACCACAAAACUGAAAUGCUGAACAAACACGGGCACGGCUAUCCCGAUGCAAAUUAUCUUGAUAACGUCAUUUCUGAAUUGGCCGCUCAAGGGGUGAUCGACGACAAUGCUGACGACGACGAUGCUGACGACGACGAUGCUUUUUUGAAUGACUGAUACUGUUCAAAUCCAGUUAUUUUGGUAUUGUUAUUUAGUAAAUAAAUGUUUUAGAACGAUCUUGAAAAACAUUUUGACGACCCAUCAUGUUAUUCUGUAUUUUGCCAUUCAAAGGAUGCCCUUGUAAUCAUGCAAAUAUUUAUUUACAGUUCAUUUUUCCAAGUGAUUAGAAUGUUUUGUGUGAUUUUUUCUGUAAUAGGCGUUUUUAAUGAUUUACUCGUUUGCAUAAAUUUAUUUAAUUUAUUUCACUUCAGUAAAAAUAACGAUUUUUUAAAUUACUAUCUAUCUUAAAUGAAUAUGUGUGUAUGU
Messenger RNA from Helobdella robusta, 2138 nucleotides. RefSeq lists its product as hypothetical. Gene Ontology annotation, molecular function: ubiquitin protein ligase activity. The transcript has 7 exons. Bases 195 to 1829 code for a protein of 544 amino acids. The record is from RefSeq and is a predicted model, not a curated record. Gene Ontology annotation, biological process: Notch signaling pathway; protein ubiquitination. NCBI's taxonomy places the organism in Eukaryota, Metazoa, Annelida, Clitellata, Rhynchobdellida, Glossiphoniidae. Gene Ontology annotation, cellular component: nucleoplasm.